Messenger RNA from Musca vetustissima, 1681 nucleotides. RefSeq names its product sodium/calcium exchanger 3-like. Gene Ontology annotation, molecular function: calcium:sodium antiporter activity. The coding region runs from base 95 to 1681 and encodes 528 amino acids. NCBI's taxonomy places the organism in Eukaryota, Metazoa, Arthropoda, Insecta, Diptera, Muscidae. Gene Ontology annotation, biological process: sodium ion transmembrane transport; calcium ion import across plasma membrane; cell communication. Gene Ontology annotation, cellular component: sarcolemma; postsynapse; axon. The transcript has a single exon. The record is from RefSeq and is a predicted model, not a curated record.
UAAUAACGGCGCCAAUACAUCGCCGGCAUAUUCAUUGGCCGAUGCAACGACAGCCAGAUCAUCGGGCUCGACACUCGACAACGUCUCCGUUGCCAUGGGCUACGGUACCGAUUUGCAGUGUUCCGAAGGUCUGGUGAUACCCCUGUGGCAUCCGCUCACCAACGUCAGUAUGGGCGAUCGUGUGGCACGUGGCCUGUUCUAUUUCUUUGUCAUGAUCUACCUGUUUAUCGGCGUUUCAAUUGUAUCCGAUCGCUUUAUGGGAGCAAUUGAAGUAAUCACGUCCAAGGAGAAGGAAGUGGUGAUCAAAAAGAAGAAUGGAGAAAAGCAAAUUGUCGUGGUGCGUGUCUGGAAUGAGACCGUUGCCAAUCUAACCCUGAUGGCCCUGGGUUCCAGUGCUCCCGAGAUUCUACUCUCUGUCAUCGAAAUGUUUGCCAAGAACUUCGAGGCCGGCGAUCUCGGCCCCGGCACCAUUGUCGGUUCGGCUGCCUACAAUCUGUUCGUGAUUAUAGCUUUGUGCGUUCUGGUUGUGCCCGACGGAGAGGUGCGCAAGAUCAAACAUUUGCGUGUGUUCUUCGUGACGGCCACAUGGUCGGUGUUUGCCUACAUUUGGUUGUAUCUGAUUCUGGCUCAGAUAUCUCCUGGUCGUGUUGAAGUAUGGGAGGGUCUGCUGACGUUUAUGUUCUUCCCCGCCACCGUGCUGACCGCCUACAUCGCGGAUCGCCGCCUGCUAAUCUACAAAUAUUUGGACAAGAAUUAUCGCAUGAACAAGCGUGGCGUUAUUGUGAGCGCUGAGGGCGACGCUGCGCUCGAAAUGAACCAGCAAGAGAAUGAGAUCAAAGCUUUGGAAGAGACGGAGGAGAUGAAAGACUUUGAGGAGGCGCGACGUGAGUACAUUUCGUUGCUAAAGGAUCUGCGCAAGAAAUAUCCACAAAGUGAUCUGGAGCAAUUAGAAAUGAUGGCACAGGAGCAAAUGAUUAAUCGCGGUCCCAAGUCGCGGGCCUUCUAUCGCAUUCAGGCCACCCGCAAAAUGAUGGGUAGCGGCAACAUAAUGCGCAAAAUUCAAGAACGGGCCCAAAGUGAUUUGAGCGAAGUUAAGGCUCAGUUGCAACGUGUCGAUGUUCAAUCGGACGAAGAAGAAGCUCCAUUGCGGAUCUUCUUCGAGCCGGGUCACUACACGGUCAUGGAGAGUUGUGGUGAAUUUGAGGUACGUGUCGUCCGUCGCGGCGACAUUUCCGGCUAUACCACGGUCGAAUAUCAGACCGAAGAUGGUAGCGCUGAAGCGGGCAGUGAUUAUGUGGGCAAGAAAGGUGUUCUCACCUUCCCACCGGGCGUCGACGAGCAACGAUUCAAAAUCGAAGUAAUCGAUGACGACGUUUUCGAACAAGAUGAACAUUUCUAUGUACGUCUCAGCAAUCCAUCGGAACCGGCCGUGCUGUCGGUGCCCAAGGUGGCCACCGUCAUGAUUCUCGAUGACGAUCAUGCUGGUAUCUUUGCACUUAGCCAAAAAGAUCAUGAAUUGGUUGAAUCGGUCGGUGCUUACGAAUUGAAAGUGCAACGUUAUUCGGGUGCGCGUGGCAAGGUGAUCAUACCCUAUUGGACGGAGGAUGGUACCGCUAAGGCGGGUAAAGAUUUUGAACCACAACAAGGCGAGCUGGUGUUUGAAAACAAUGAAACAGAGUGA